Messenger RNA from Amoebophrya sp. A25, 4756 nucleotides. Lineage: Eukaryota; Dinophyceae; Syndiniales; Amoebophryaceae. The record is from the annotation of a GenBank genome assembly.
CAAGAAUGUCAUCAGAAAAUAGAUGAAGUAGAAGUUGAAUGAGCCCUCAUUUUUACUAGAAAAACUAUGAAAGAAAAAAGAUUCCAAGAACCUUCUGCAUAAUAUGACGAGUUCAACAACAACCAUCAUGACAGCCAUCAUGUGACAGUAACGGAAAACGAGCCGAAAAAUGCGAUCUCUCUACUUCUUCGUCGCCACCCUAGUGGUGGUUUCAGGGAAAGUGAAACGGCGUCGCUCACAUCGUGAUACUGAUGCAAGCAAUGGAUUUAUGGCAAGUAUAUUGAAUGCAUGAGGUGGACGUGGCCCGGAACUCGUUGUAUCUCAAUCUAAAAAAGUCUAACAGAAACUAAACAAUCUAGAUAGGUUCGGCUAUUUUUAGAUCGUUUUAUCAUGAAAAAGUACGUUUCAGUCUCUAUGCAUGUUGUAUAAUUGAUGCUUUUUCUAAUAAAACCGACAAAAGCAUCAAGGGGUCAGAUGCUCGAAGCUAUCUAGCACAUACACGGGAAGCUUCGAGUGAAGAACGCAGAAAGGAAGAACGGAGAAAAAACAGGAGGUCUUUUCGUGGUUCGAAAACUGCAGUCUCGUCUGAGGUCGAAACGCGAAAAACAGCAUCAAGUGAUGAUACUUUUCCAUUACGGCUAGUCCUCGAUAAUUUGUCUACUACACCUCAUUUAAUUACGUGCUUCUCGGUUGUAUUAUUUCCUCUGCUUUGGAGGAUCUAAGGAUAGAUUUUUGCAGGGCAACAUGAUACUAAUAAAUUCUCAGUUCUUAUUAUAAUUAUGUAUGUUUAAUAAAAUCUCUUCGCGAGGAGAUAUCUAGCUCGUCUAACGAACGACGUGGAUGAUGAACAGGAAGACUAUAGCACUACCUCUGUAAUAGAGCUGCUCUCAACGCUGGUAGUUGAGCCUCUCAUGUUAAGGCGACCGCUCAAUAAUUUGUUCUCUCUUCCUCGUCGAUAUAAGGAGGAUGGUCGUGCACUUUACUCGUCCCAAACGUUCUAAGUGUUGAAAAAAGAGAAACAAUAUUCAAAGAGUACUAGCAGUAUCUAAGACUCAGAAGAGAUUCAGGGAAGUCGUAGGACAAUUCCGAACCGACUAACAUCAUCACUAGCAGUAUCUAAAGCGCAAGUUUACCUUUGAAAUUGACAUUGAGGAGGACAGUGACGUGGAGGAGAACAUGGUCCUUGGUUCUUCUUCUUCUCCAUGACUACAUAUUUAAAAGGAGCAAAGAAGCACCUUCCAACUGAUUCUACCUCAUGAAUGGGCUAAAAACUUGAUUUUAAAUGUUGACAAUAGAUUUUCGCGCUAUAGGUGGAGCUCGAAAACAAAAUAAUUGUAGAGCUCUAAUCCUGUCCGCGCCUUUGGCGUCCUCCUUUGUAGAGCGAUUGGAGUCAAAGUUUCUUGGUGCCAAAAAGCCUGGCAAACCGUGGUAUAUUUGGGUUAUCAUUUAAGGUUUAGGGUUAAAGCGAAUUAUAGAAGAGCAAGCUUUUCCUUUAUCGGCUCUCAACAGUUUCUAUAAUUGAACUAGUUCAGUAGUUCAAUAGUUCAACAGCAUACUACCUGCACCUAAGAUCGUUGUAUGUCUACCCCAUUGCUGAUUUAUUCGCAUACUAGCCGCACCUAGGUAGAUCCUUGUAUUUCUCUUUUUUCUGAGCUAUGCGCAUAAGGGCAGCUGAGGUCAUUCUCGUUGUAUUCCAUCUUCCUCUUCUAUUAGAGUCUAUGCUCGUCUAUGUGUUAGAUCUAUUAGUGUCAUCGAAGCUAAUGGAGCAUACCUUGUUCUAACGUUCAGAUCCUUGUAGUUCAGAUCCUUGUAGCUCCGAUCCUUGUAGUUCAGCUCCAUUUCCAAUAGAAUCCAAAAAUAAGCUCCUGCUUCCUCCUCCUGCUCCUCCCACAUCUCCCGCUAAGCUAGCGCACUAGGAGCGGUUAUAGUGGUGCAGAUGAUAUUGAUGAUGUUAAGGCAACCGCUGAAGCAUCUUCUCAGCCUCUACCACCAUGAUCCAAGACUAUAGCUCAGAUUCUUAUGUUGUGUAAAGAAGGGGAGGAUAUGGCUCCCAGACUUUUGGAGGCAUGGCCCCUGCCUGUCGCAUGCCAGAAAUCUCUUAAUCUUAAUCUUGAGAUGCGAUCUGAUACGGCGGCCGCUCUAAGAAUACUCUGUUGCGGAUGCCUGUGCGGCGGUUCCGGGCCUAAGCGCAAAUCAGCUCCUGUAGCAGGCCGUAGAGCGGCUCUCGAUUCGGAUGACGAUGAUAUCGGCAACGUUCUUAUGGCUGAAAGUGAAGCAUUUGAGAGAACUCAAGUGACAGGCGUUUGACGAAGACGACUGAGGAGAAGGUCGGCUACUCGUGUGCUGGACUAGGCUGAAUGAAGUAGUGAAGUGGAGUCACAACGCAGAUCUUUGCGCGUGUGAUGAUAAUGAUCUUCAUGAUUGCUGAAGUGAUUGCUGGAAGCUUGUUUCUUCUUGUGUGUGAAAGUUGAAGUCACUCUUGUACUUAGUUGCUAAAUCUUCUAAAAUUCCGGCAGCUCCAUGCUGCGGAUGCUGCGGCCGUGGAGAAGUUAAGAAGUCAAGUUUUCCACUGCUGGCGAAAAAGCAAAGAGAAGGGCUUUUUUCUUAUAUCAGAGCAGAUCGAUGAUAAUCGAAAAAGCAAAGAGAAGGGCUUUUUUCUUAUAUCAGAGCAGAUCGAUGAUAAUCGAAAAAGCAAAGAGAAGGGCUUUUUUCUUAUAUAUCAGAGCAGAUCGAUGAUAAGUACUUAGACUACUCCAUGAUAUCAGACAAUCAAUCAAUGAGAUGAAAGAAAAGACUACUCAACAAGUGAUGAGUGAACAGGUGAACAGAAUCUUCUCCUACCAGGUUUAUAGCUUACUCCGACUAAGUAUUUAACAACUUCUGGGGGAGAACAGAAGCAUAGUAUAGUCCUAGGGACAAAGAUGCUUUACUUUUUGACAUAACCGGGUAGUUUUCCCUUAUUUUGAUCCCAGGCUUAAGCCUUUUUAUACAAGACAUUACUCACUUUCAUAACACUUUCAUCCCAGGCUUAAGCCUUUUUACACAAGACAUUACUCACUUUCAUAAUGAAGGACGACGCUCCGCAAUCGGGGAAGUUAGAAGAUUAAGGAACGACCAUAUCAUAGGAUCAAAGACAUAAUCUAGAGAGCGACAUCCUUCGUUUUACUCACUCACUACGGGGAUCAUUAGGAAAGACCAAAAUGCUAGACUUGCUAGGCACAUUCAUUCAUUCACUUGGAAACAUAGACACUUAGCCUCGUCAGAUCUCUAAAUGAAUCAGGGAUCAUUAGGAAAGAGCAAUCUACAAUUAUAGAAACUCAUUCUAACUUCCAGCAUUCAGCGAGUUUUUGCGGAGAGAGAAGAAACAGAAAAAACGACUAGAAGUUAUGAAACGCGGGAAAAUAAACUGUCGUGAAUCAAUAGGCAUGAGUUGAUGCGUUGAGGCGGAAUCGUGAACAUUUCGUACCUUAAUAUCCAUGUCACUCAGCUAGAUGACUUGCGCUGAGUUUCAACUGAAGAGCUUGAAUUUUUUGCACUUUCUUCUAUUUCCAAAUUAACUUAUCUCCCUAAUCUGAAAAUGGGUCUGAAGCCGCUGUACAGGAUGGACGACCCUGGCUCGCUUCCACCCAAGUCAAAAAAAGAGAAGAAGGCGUCCUUUAUGGCUCUCGUCUACUUGAUGUAUCAUAGAGAUAGAAUAUCAGUCUCUACGGUGAUCAAGAAGGAUCAUAACAGGGACAUACACAUGACAUUUAUUCUUGUACUUUGGAGGCCUACAUGGGCUUUAUGGCUCUCCUCGUACAGGGAGUUUCUUUAAAGAAGCUUGAGCUUCGAUUGAGGCUUUCGAGUUCGGUUAGCAACUGCUUAGAGAGUACUUAUUAUUCUUUUUAUUUCCCCCCUCCUCCACCACUCUUGUGCCUCCCUCUUUGUCUAGUCUUUGCAGUCCCUUCGGGUUGCAUCUUCAUCAUUAAUGCUACUAGUACUACUUCUGAUCUUCGUAUUAUUCUGUUAAUAUAGUCGUUCUCACUUAUCCUACCUGGUUCUUGAGCUGGAAGUUUUAAUAUUGACGAGAAGAGAGGAGUUUUUAUGUGCAAAAAGUGGACAAUAGAGUACAACGACCAGAAGGAGAAAUGAGGCUAAAGAAACCCGCUUCUAAUUCGACUGGUAAUGAUGGUCGUGCUACGGCUGCAUUCGCGCCUCUUGAGCGUCCAACGUCGAACAGGCCUACGUCGAACAGGCCUACGUGGAACGCACCAACGUCGAGCAGGCCUACGUCGAGCAGGCCUACGUCGAGCAGGCCUACGUCUUUCCGUCCUUAUGUAUACACCUGGUGUUUGAACCUCACGUACUUACGUAUAUUAAAGUAGAGUUUGUCCGUCCUCACGUAUAAAUAAUCUAGCUAAACUGCGACAGAGACCCACACAUGACGAAGGGUAGGCCUUUCUGGAGUUCUAGUACGCCUCUGUCACCUCUUGAAGAGGUUAUAACCUGCAGAAAGAAGAGAUUAUAACGGCCGAAGUAGAGGUCAUAACGCUGCGUCACCUCUUGCUGUAGGCAAAUUCAUCCAUCUAGAAGGUACCUCGCGAAGCGAGUAUCAGUUUUCCUUUUUCGUUUAUCCUUUUCGUCUUUCUCUUUCCCUCUGGAGAUCUGUACGAAGGAGCCACGUACUUGAUAUCAUCUGAGACUUACAAGCCUCGUCUUGGCUCCUCUAAGGUUUGGAGAAAUCGAAAAAGAAAAAGGAGGGCGAAGACGCAGGUGA